AUGGCUCGCACAGACAAGAUAGGGAUGGACGACCUGCCACAGGAACUCAUCGACCAGAUCGUUAGAGAAGCCUUCAUCACGACGACCAACAAGAACGACACCCGCACAAUGCUCCGGCUACGCAAGCUCAACCGAUCGUUUUACCACAGCGCAACGCCCCUUCUAUUCCAGAGCAUAUCCAUCCACAUCAACCGGGUGUGCGGAUUGUUUGAAACCGACUGGCGUCCCUUCGGAACACUCCAAAACAACGCACAUUUCGUGCAAGACGUCACAAUCACCGGUUUCACCAGGUCCGAUACCGGUAAGCUUGAUAUUGAGAUGGCCGACAUUUUCCAUAUCAGAUCCGCACUCGAAGGAAUACCCCAUUUUCUAAAACGACUCCCCAACUUAAGUGGGCUGCACUUUGAUCUACAGCCCGACUGCAACGGAAUUAUUACCAGCGAAGUGCGUGCAGCCCUUGCAGAGGCGGUCCAGAGUACCCUCGCGGUCUACUUCCCCGUCAACAUGCAGAGACUUCACCUGAAUCCCCUGGAUGUCUUGGUCCCGGUAUCCGAGGCCGAGGCAGAAGCGCAAAUGCUAGCUUCGCAGCCUGUGCUGAGGUAUGCUUUGGAAGCUGGGGGGGAGAUUGAAUCGAGGUACAGGAACCUGGUGUCACAGUCUUAUCUCAGGCGUGCGAUUCCUUCUUUACAGGAGCUCACUCUCGCAUCCGGGCUGUGGCGCAAGGGGUCCAAGCCUGAACGGGGCAUCUACCAUGCGCUGGCGGAUGCGGACAGCCUUCAGCGGCUGAAGGUAUCCCGACUCGUCAACGACGAGGGUCCCUCGCUAUCAUUGCUUCCUCGAUGCGCGCCCCUGCGCCAUCUCGUUCUUGAGCGGAGUUCCUUCCCUGAAAAUGAGCUCGUGGCGGUCCUUGAGAACUUUGCAUGCAGGCUCGAGACGCUGGUCGUGGACAAUGUCCGUGUUGCGGAUGGGUGCUGGGAGAGCGUUCUCGAGACCACGUUUGGAAAGUGCUGCCGCUUGAGGGAGUUCCAGAUUGCCGAGUCGCUUCUGUGUGCUGUUGAAGAUCAGUUCUUUGGUUGUGGGGGUCGGCACCUUCGUGGGUGUGGUGGUGCUGCCUGUUACCAUGAGCUUGAGCUGAUGCGGGCAUUUAGGGAUGCCAGGGUGUUGGCGCGGAAGGGUUAA
Messenger RNA from Aspergillus mulundensis, 1179 nucleotides. RefSeq lists its product as uncharacterized. NCBI's taxonomy places the organism in Eukaryota, Fungi, Ascomycota, Eurotiomycetes, Eurotiales, Aspergillaceae. The record is from RefSeq and is a predicted model, not a curated record. The transcript has 3 exons. The coding region runs from base 1 to 1179 and encodes 392 amino acids.